Molecule: messenger RNA, 7242 nt
Organism: Pelobates cultripes (western spadefoot toad)
Lineage: Eukaryota; Metazoa; Chordata; Amphibia; Anura; Pelobatidae
Source: the annotation of a GenBank genome assembly
AUGCCCCGGCCCAUUAUCCCAGACAUGGUGGCCAAGACUCCCGAAGUCAAUCCGCAGAUCGUACAAUUUCUAUCAAAAACCAACUGGAAGCCGAAGAAGGGACUAGACUGCUCCUUACGGAAUUGCCAGGUCAAGUUCCUAGACACACUAAGCCCUAUUACUAAGCUCUAUGAACUGUUGGAGACAGCACAGUCGGGAGAAACCCGACUUUAUUAUAAUACAUCGUUUGGAUGGCUGCAACGCCUGGUGUGCAUGGUUGGCAAUGCUAACUCGGCCAUGUCCACCAAACGCAGGAAAGCCAUCCUGCUCAAAAUAGAACCAAAACUAGCUAGCAUGGCUACCAACGAACCCGGAGCAGCCGCUAAAGGCCUAUUAUUUGGUAAGUCCUUUGUCAAGGAGCUCAGAUCCUUUGUCAAAACCUUCACAGCGCUAGAUAAAGCUCAGAGCUUCAUUAAACGAGUUUUCCACCAAAAGGUUUUUGGUGUGGCCGGAAGAGGGAGGAGCUGUCUAUGCGGCCGUAACCCCGGGGCUUUAACAGACGGGGCAGCGGCUCCUUCCACCCAUCUAGACCAGUGCAGGAACGUGCCUAUACCCCUUUCUUCCCAAUUAGAGGACGUCCUUGGAAUGACCCCAGGAAAACGUCCUUAUGGUAAGUACUGUGAAUCCCAAUUUUUCCCAUGUAAAGGUGGGGAGAAGGCUGACUCUAUUUCACCGAGCCUAGGCUAUGAUUACAUCCGACACAUUGGUGCUACAUACUAUCCAGGGAUAUCAUUUAGAAUUAACGGCUUUACCUAUACAGGACACCCCACCUCAGGCGCUCAUGAUGUCCGCAGAACAUCACAAUCUGAUCUCCACGGAUAUCAGGGUAUUGAAAGCAAAGAAUGCUAGAGAGGAAAUCCCUUGGGACAAAAAACAGGAUAUGUGAGCAACCUUCUUCUGGUCCCAAAAAGGGCAGAGGCGUCCGCCCAGUCAUAAAUUUGCGACCGCUGAAUGCCUUUGUCCAAUAUCAGCAUUUCAAAAUGGAAGGCAUUCACUGCCUUAGAGACCUACUACUACUGGCAGAUUGAAUGGUCAAAUUCGACCUGAAAGAUGCGUACCUGACGCUUACCGUGGCAUGGACCUGCUACAAUUCCGAUGGGAAGUGAGGAAAUGGAGGCUGUCCUGUCCUCGGCCCCCUGGUGCUUCACAAAAGUCCUGAAACCAGUGGUGAUCAUCCUGAGAAUACACGGGAUAUGAUUAAUCAUCUACUUAGAUGAUAUCCUUCUACUGUCACAAACACAGGAACAACUGACUGUCCAUGUCACUUGGACCAUACACCUCCUUUAGAUCCUAGGUUUCUUGGUGAACUGGGAAAAGUCAGUUCUACAACCAUGUCAACAUAUGGAGUUCCUGGGAUUCCAUUCAACAGGUUCUAUGCCUCCCGGCAGAGAGAAUAUCGAACAUCAAGAAGGAGGUAAAACAGUUGAUGAACUGCCUGGACAUAUCCCUGCGGCAACUAGCGAGAGUCAUCGGCCUGUUGGCCACCUCCAUCCAGGCAAUUUUCACGGGCCCAUUACACUACAGGGCUUUACAAAGACUGAAAGCAUCCUACUUGAGAAGUGGCCAUUCAUACGAAACACGCAUUUCAAUAGACAAGGAAUCCAGGGAAGAAUUAACCUGGUGGCUGGCCCGCAUGGAAUUGGUGAGCAAUAUUCGCAUCCACUCCAGAUCUCGUGAUAGAAUCAGACGCAAGCUUACAUGGCUGGGGCGCGCGUUGCUGUCCCAUAUCCACCGGAGGCAGAUGGUCCACAGACAAAUCCUUUUUGCAUAUCAACUGCCUGGAACUGCUGGCAGCCUUGUUUGCCAUUUGCAGUCUCUCUCCCAAGAACAUAUCUUGUUCGAGCCUCUUCAAACUAGACAACGUUUCCGCCGUCCGCUACAUCAAUCACCUGGUUGGAACCAAAUCACGAAUAUUAGCACUCUUGGCCCGAGACUUCUGGCAUUAUUGUCUACGACACAACAUAUCGGUGAUGGCAGAACACAUCCCAGGUCUGGAAAACUACACGGCGGACUGGAACUUCCGUUACCUGAAGGACAUGGGGGAUUGGAAACUUCAGCCAUCUAUAUUCAGGGAGAUUGCCCGCCUCUGGGGGCCUUUACAAGUGGACCUCUUUGCGUCCAGACUGAACAUUCAACUUCCGCAGUUCUUCAGUUGGAGGCCAGACCCAAAAGCAAUGGCAACGGAUGCGUUCCUUCAAGAUUGGUCCACAAACCGGUCGUAUGCCUUCCCUCUGUUCAACCUGAUUGCUCGGACUUUGGAUUGGCGAGCCCGGGUAUUCACCCCAGAAGGAGUAUCCUUCAACAUCUCACGGAGGACGAAGUCUGCGACUAAGAACGUCUUCUAUCCUAGAUUCCCAGGUCAACCGAACCUGUGCCCAAUUGCAUAUCUGAAGGAAUAUGAAUUGUGCACAACUCCAUUGUGCCCAUCAGAAGACGGCCAUUGUUCAUCUCAUUCAAGGGAACUCACCUACCGGUGUCUACACCUACUCUGGCUCGCUGUGCCAAAUGGCUGUUAACCUCAGCCAGGACUGAUACCACAAUCUUAUCCUCUCAUUCGGUCAGAGGCGCUCUGGCCUCGAAGGCGUCAACGAUAGGUUGUAGAUUGGAAGAUAUAUUGAAGGCCGCAGAUUGAUUUUUCAGAAAUUACUACUUUAGACCUAUUCAACACUUCUCAGAGUUAGUUGUGACUCAGCUUUAAACUAGCAUAAUAGGAGCCUCCGUGUCCCAGAUUUUACUAUUAACAUGACGUAAAGUCAUGAUUUUAUUAAUGACACAGAGGCAAGAAUUAUUCCCACCCACCCUCCCUCAGGUUAGGACAUUGGGAUGACUUUUUACUGAACGCCAACUUAUAUUAGAUCUGUGUUGGUAAGUACACACAUUAGGUUCUUGACAUGAAUAUCAGGUUAAGUUAUAUGGUUAGUUUUGAAUUGUCUUUCUUGAUAAUACCUCACAUAUCGUCACAUAUAUAUGCGGCAUAUUGCGACCCCAGGUCAGGUAAGUGCAAUUUACAUACGCUGUAGGAAAGAGAAAGCAUAAUACCCGCCUCCAUGUCAUUAAUAAAAUCAGGUCUUUACGUCAUAUUAAUAGUAAAAUCUGGGAAUUAUAAAGGAUAAAGAUGCUUUACAUGGAUGAGGCAAGAACUUCAACCCUGGUAAACAAUUUAAGAAAAAGUGUCAUAUUUAUGUAAAGAACCUUUAGAUUAUUAUGUUCUCUUCUUAGUAAACUGUUCUUUUUAUUCAACCUACACAUGUUCUCUUAUUUAGCAUCAACAUUUUAAAUGUUUAAAAACUCCCAAAAAUACUUAAAAUGCAAACAAAAUCACAACUCAAUCCCUCUAAUAGACUUUAACUGAAAUUAUAAGUAAACUAAUCCACGUUACUAACACAGUGAGACUUAUUUAUGGAAAUCAAUAAGCCUGUUAGCUUUUUUUUAAUGCAAGUUUACUUUCUUGUGGGCAAAAAAGGGAAUUUCCAUUUAAGGUUUUCUUGAGCAAUAAUGCCCUGAAAGCUUUAGUAAUUGCAAGUUAUACAGUGAGCAGUGGUUAGAAAAAUUGAAGGUGAAAGAAAGCCUUUAACCAAUAAAAGCAGGUUAAUGUAUGAUAUACUAAGCGGAUGCUAAACAUUUAAUAAUGUGCUCUUUGAGUAAGUUAUGGGAUGAAAUGUUGUAUUCUUUAUUUUUUUUACUGAUUUCCCCAUUGUCACUGCAAGUCCCAUCCUCCAUUGUUUUAAACAAAUUAUUGUAUUGGGUAUUUAAAUAUUCUCACUAUGACAAUAAAGGAUGUCAUUAUAAAUAGAGUAGUAAAUAAAAAUUAGAAUGACCGAGGCUUCGUGUCUAUAUAAAACCCAUAUAAAAGUUAGAACAAAAAAUAAAAUAAACCAUUAAAGGCUGAACAUGAUGGACACAUGUCUUUUUUCAGCCUACAUAACUGUGCAAUAUAAUCAUGAAUAACAUUUUCCUAGUAAUGAAUUAUGGAUAAUGCAUAAUAGUGUACUAUGUAUUUUGGGAGAAUAAGACUAUUAAGGGGUACUGGGGAUAACUGAAGAUUGAGUGGUUUACGAAUACCUUCGAAACUUUGAAAUUAUAUUAUUUUGCCAUGAAAAACUUUGCUCAGCUAUGUAUAAUUUAAAUCAUAUGAUAUUAUUAAAUAUAUUUUAAAAAUAAUUGUUUUGAUUAUUUUAAUACUGGAGUUCCAGAAAUAUAUUGGCAUCUACCACUUCAAUUUCACUUCUCACAUCACUCAGAGAAAGACUGUCAGGGUUAUUCACUAAAGUAAGAAUGCUGUGAAUUCAAAAUUAAUUUCAAAAUUUAGACCAAAUAACUGUUUAAAAGGACACUAUAGGCGCCCAGACGACUUCAUAUCAUUGAAGUCGUCUGGGUGCGCUGUCCAUGUCCCUCUUAGUCCUGCAGUCUAAAACAAUGCCGUUUUAGAGAAACUGCAGUGUUUACAUUGCUGUGCAAACACUGCCUCUAGUGGCUGUCUACCAAACAACCACUAGAGUCACUUAAUGGAGUUUCACGGAGUUUGAAUUCAUAAAAAGACACUGGAUGUCCAUGAUCUGCAUGGUGAAGGAUUAAUGUUGUUGCUGUUUAGCACAUCACAUUAUUAAGUCCUUGUAUGCACCUUCAGCACUCCAGAUGUUGUGGACUACAUCUCCCAUGAUACAUUGCCAGCGUUAUGGGAGAUAUAGUCCACAACAUCUGGAGUGCUGAAGGAUGCUUAACCCUUGAUAGUCUAUAAAUAUAAUCUAUUUUCCUAAUGUAACACUCUGCAAUACAGUAUUUGAAACCACCAUCAGACCAUUAAAAUAAAAGACAGAGUAUGUAAUAUGUAUGUAAAUUUGGGUGGUUUGCAUUACUCAGAAAUAUGAUGCUUCAGUUGUUGUGUUAGUGCCCAUUUUAACAAUAGAAAAUAAAGGCAACAUAGUUUUAAUAAAGGCAACACUAUAUUUGUCCAGUAUUAUGCAUUAUAUGUCUAUUGGUAACUAAUAUUACAUGUUUAUCCUUAUGCACAAUAGUAUAUUUUUACUGCUAAGCAAUAUUCCAAAUGUUUACCAUUAUGCAAUAAUACAUAUGUCUGUCCUUAUGUGACUUAGAAUAUACAUAUUGUAUUCUGUCAAGAUGUUAUAUAGGUUUGAAAAUUCCCCAAUUAUCUCAGCCAAAUAGUAAGCUGGGCAUAUUGCGACCCCAGGUCAGGUAAGUGCAAUUUACAUACGCUGCAGGACAAGUUUGCUAUUAUGGCUGGAUUAAUGUUGCAUUAUAUCUGCUUUUUUGUAGUGAGACACUAACACAAUUACUAAAAGUCUGUCAGCUGAUCAAUUAUCAUAUUGCUACUAAUGCAGCACACACACACUGACACUCUGAUAUAAUCUGAUGGCCUUGUAUUGUCAAACUGGCUAGGCAGGGAUUAUACAGCAAAUUGUUCCACCCCUACGCAGUAUUUCUCUGUCAACAUGUCAAGGCCUUCGGUUCUCUUCCAAAGUGCAUCUGUGUGUCAGACAAACAGUUAUUGCUGUCUAUGGUUUAGGAAAUGUAUUGACAUUUAUGUGGAUUUUCUCUACUACUGAAUGUUACACUGAAAAUAUAGGAUGGAGGUGUAUUUGCCCAUAAUAUUUAAAUGGUAAAGAAAACAAAAGUGAAAUGUAGGAUUAUUGCAUAGCGACGUGAAACAAAAUAAAAUGUCAAGAUUAUUCACAAAACUGCGAAUUGUAGCCAGUUAAAAUCCUAAUGACAAUGUAAAAUAGCUGAUUUGGUAAAAUUCUAAAACUCAUAUAAAGUUACCAACUGUCUAUUUUAGCCUGUAUUUUGGCAUCUAUGCUUUAAUUAGCUAUAAAUCAGAGUUGAAUACCAGUGAUGACAUCGGCAGCACUAUAUAAAGAACGAGAUGAUAUAAUCGUUAAUAGCAUUUUUUAUCUAUAACAUAGACAUUUUGUUCAUUUCUUUAGCAAAAGCACAUACAGAGUAAGAAUAUAUCUAAUUAAAUGAAAUUAGAACUCAUGUACAACAAAUUGAUUGACAGAUAUAUCGCAAAUUUUGGUAUCUCAGAAGUCGACAUGUAUCUCUGCGUUUUUGUGAUGGGUUAAUUCUGGAAUGUGCAGAGCAGAAGUUGAGGCGAGGUGCAUAGUUGAAAGAAGCUGGCAGUGUGCAGAGGUAUAUACACCUCAUGAAUCUGAAGUCCCCCAGGGCCAAUAUAUAAAACCUGCCCUGUUCCGAAGCACUAGCUGUAUAUUUCCAGAUGACAGACCUGAAGCUGAGUUUCCAUGGCAACCACGGAAAUUUUCAUCGACUGAUUUUUAUAUGGAAAACUCUCAUUUUCUUCUGCCUAAGCAUCCUAUCCAUUAAUAUUAUGUACCUUUAUAGCCCCAUGUACUGUAUAGCUGUUACAUUUAAAAAAAAAAAAAAAGAAGCUGUUUUACUCACAUGUAAAUAUGUUAUAGUUCUCAAGUCUCAUAGGGUUCUGUGCUGAUAUAUUUCAGCCUCACGCUUCCUUUUUUCACUGUUCUGGUGACAUUCGCCACUUUUACAGCAAAUUGGUUGCCUUUUCGACCUUUCAUGUUUGUCCUUAGAUCUCCAGGGCCGUGAUACUAUAAUAGCAAAUGCUACAAUAUAUUUUACUUUAAGCCAAUUACAAUAUGGACUACUUGCCCUUUUGUAGCACGUUUUAUUAAAGUUACCAUUAUUAAACUCCAUCAAAGCCACACAGCAAUUUAUUUAUUUAUUUAUUUCUGGACGUAUUACACUGGGCUCCUCUCGCUUUCAGACAGGUAAGACGCCGUGUAGUCUCAAACCACCCAAAUCAGUUAGAAUUUUUGCCACCCUGGCUUUUUUAACAGUGUUUCGGGAUAAUCAUGGAUUUAAUUGCCAUUAUUAUCAUGACUGCUCAAGACACAAUGUCAUCUAAAGUGGUCGUGUAAUUAUUGUAGCAUUAUCCACUGAAUAUCUCUAAUAAUCCCAUAUAAAUCACUCUGGUUCAGUCGCUUCAAUUAGGCUGCGGUUGAGUUUGCAAUAUUUCAGCAGACGGAUUAAUGCAACACCCAGAGCGGGAUGCAGUCAUUGUAGUUGUAUUCAGUGGAUGUAGUUGUCUAUGGGUUUUUUUUUUUUGUGUUUGUUUUAUUUUAGUUCAUGUUAAUGGAGGUUCAGGACUGACAGUUAAGACAUUUGUUCACUCUGCUUGUUUUUUUUUUUUUUUUUUAAAUACAGCUCCCU